AUGGCCCACCUGCGCUCCUGCGAGGUCCGCCAGCUGCUGCACAACAAGUUCGUGGUGGUGAUGGGCGACGCGGCGCAGCGGGCGGUGUACAAGGACCUGGUCCUGCUGCUGCAGCGGGACGCGCUGCUGUCGGCCGGGCAGCUGCAGGCCGAGGGCGAGCCCAGCUUCGAGGGCGACGCGCUGCUGGAGGGCGGCGGCGGCGGCGCGCCGGGCGGCGAGGUGCGCCAGUUCCGGGCGCCGCACCACCUGCUGCGCCUCUACUGCCUGGCGCGCGCCGGGCCGCCCCGCGCGGCCGCCGUGCUCCGCGAGCUGCGCGCCGGGCCGCACGCGCCCGACCUGCUGCUGCUCAGCUCGCGGCCCUGGCGCGCGGCGCGCCGCCUGCCCGCCUUCCGCCGCCGCCUGCGCGGCCUGUUCGCGCUGCUGCGCCGCCUGCCGGCCGCCUGCCUGCGCGUGUGGCACACGGCGCUGCCCGCGGCCCGCGGCCCCCCGCGCCCCGACCUGCGCCAGGCCGACGCGUGCGGCGCCUCCGAGGCCGCGCGCCACGGCCUGGACGUGCUGGACCUGCACUUCCACUUCCGCCGCCUCGGCCGCCGCCGCCUGCCCGGCGGCCGCUGGGACGCGCGCGCGCACCGCCGCCUCUCGCAGCUGCUGCUGGCGCACGUGGCCGACGCGUGGGGCGUGGACCUGCCGCGCCGCGGGCCCCGCCAGGCCGAGGCCGAGGCCGAGGGCCACGAGGCCCACGAGGGCCCGGACGCAGGGCGGCUGCACCGGCAGCACCACCACCACCAGCACCAGCACCGGCAUGAGCAGCACCAGCACCGCCAGCACCAGCAUCACCACCACCACCACCAGCAGCACCACCAGCAUCACCACCACCACCACCAGCAACAUCACCACCACCACCAGCAGCAGCAGCAGCAGCACCAUCACCACCAGCAUCACCAUCACCAGCAGCACCGGCAUCAUCAACACCAUCACUGCCAGCACCGCCAGCAUCACCAUCAGCAGCAGCAUCAGCACCACCAGCACCAUCACCAGCCUGACCACCAGCACCACCAGUACCAGCAUCACCAGCACCAUCACCAGCCCGACCACCAGCACCACCACCAGCACCACCAGUACCAGCAUCACCAUCACCAGCACCAUCACCAGCCCGACCACCAGCACCACCACCAGCCCCACCACCAGUACCAGCAUCACCAGCACCAUCACCAGCCCAACCACCAGCACCACCAGUACCAGCAUCACCAGCACCACCACCAGCCCCACCACCAGCACUACCAGUACCAGCAUCACCAGCACCAUCACCGCCAUCACCAGCAGCAUCGCCCCCGGGAGCGCAGGGCGGACUGGCAGGCCGCCUUCGCCAGGGCCCCCUUCGUGCGCCCCCCGCGCCCGCUGCUCCCGGCCCCGCGGCCCUGGCAGCCCCGCCGCGGCCUCCCCGAGCUCCGGGUGGAGUCCACCUUCCAGCCCCGCUCCUCCUCCGGGCGCGGCCUGGAGCACCGCCUGGGGCCGGUCCGCAGGGUGUCCCUCCAGCCCCCGCGCAGGGGGGGCCCGCCAUACCCGCCCCGGCGCCCGGGCAGGGAGAGCUAG
Pipistrellus nathusii (Nathusius's pipistrelle) is the source of this 1593-nucleotide messenger RNA. Lineage: Eukaryota; Metazoa; Chordata; Mammalia; Chiroptera; Vespertilionidae. The record is from the annotation of a GenBank genome assembly.